Messenger RNA from Solenopsis invicta (red fire ant), 8342 nucleotides. RefSeq names its product histone-lysine N-methyltransferase KMT5B-A (gene Hmt4-20). The record is from RefSeq and is a predicted model, not a curated record. NCBI's taxonomy places the organism in Eukaryota, Metazoa, Arthropoda, Insecta, Hymenoptera, Formicidae. The coding region runs from base 819 to 4262 and encodes 1147 amino acids. The transcript has 9 exons. Gene Ontology annotation, cellular component: nucleus. Gene Ontology annotation, molecular function: histone H4K20 methyltransferase activity; protein binding.
ACGAUCCGCGAUUGUUGAUCGUUUCAUGCGGCAGCGGCAUUGUUCCGCGACAUCGGAACAUUCGGAGAGAUUCGGAGCACGGAGAUUCGCGUGAAUCGCGUGACGACGAGCGACGCGAGAAGGGAGCGAGAGGAGAUAUCGCCAGGGUGUAAAUCGCGGCCUGGUGCUCUCGUAGGUAAUUCCGAACAGCGCGGAAGGACGCGGGGCCCCCGACGUUGCGACGGCAUCCCAAAAUAUGAAAUCGCCCCGCGGCCACGAUUGAUAUUCGACCUCCCCCCCCCUCUCUCUCUAUUUUAUUCCUAUUCUCUGCUUCUAUCUUUCUCUCUUGUUCGUUUUUCGCACGAGGAAGCGGAAGAAACGGACUUAAGAGCGUAUUGCUGAGGAAGCGGACGCGAAUCGACGCGAUAACACGGCUCCGUGCUCCGUCGCUCGUCACCGUCUCUAUUCGCAGUCGUCGAGCAGUUGCGAGAGUGCACGUCGAGCACGUACGAGAGUGGGUACCGUGAGGACGCGCGUUCUCGUUGCGUACGCACACGCGACGGAGCACGGAGCAGAGGGAAAGUGUGCGCUGUGGAUCGCGUCGCGUCGCGUCGCACUGUGCUGUGCUGUGCUGUGUCUUGUCGUGCCGUGCCGUGGCGAUCCUCCCGAGCCUCCUCGUUCGGAUACUGCCCAGCCAUGAUAGCUACCGCGAGCGCGUCUCCGGCGCGACGCGCGAGGCACGUCACCGCACCGCUCUAGCUCUAGGAGCCCGACCGACCGCAAGAUGCGAGAGGUCCGUUCUCGGGAGAGCAUCUUCGCGUGAAAGUCAGCGUCGCAGAAUGGUGGUGGACUACUGCUUGUCGAUUCAAGCCUCAGCAACUGCAGUAAGAAAGCAGGAGCGAAGGUUAGGUGGCACUGUGGGUGCAAAGAUGCAACCCAACACUGGUGGAGGAUGUGGAAUGACACCCAAAGAGCUCUCCGACAAUGACGACUUGGCUACAUCCCUCGUGCUGGAUCCCUAUCUAGGAUUUACCACUCAUAAGAUGAAUAUCAGAUACAGGCCGUUAAAGGCGAAUAAGGACGAGCUUCGAAAAAUCAUCUGUGAAUUUAUCCAAACUCAAAAUUAUGAAAAGGCAUACAAAAAAUUGAUGGGUGGUGACUGGGGUGCGCGGCUUCCCCACACAAAAUCUAAACAACAGCAAAUCAAUCUAGAGAAUCACAUUAAGCGAUACCUGCGAGUUUUUGAUAAGGAUUCCGGUUUUGCCAUCGAGGCAUGCUACAGAUACAGCUUAGAGGGACAAAAGGGUGCCAAGAUAUGCGCUACCCGAAAAUGGAUGAAGCACGACAAAAUUUCCUGUCUCGUCGGUUGCAUAGCAGAGCUCAGUGAAAAGGAAGAAGCUGCGUUGCUACAUCCUGGGAAAAAUGACUUCUCUGUGAUGUUUAGUUGUCGAAAGAAUUGCGCUCAAUUAUGGUUGGGACCGGCGGCAUAUAUAAACCAUGACUGUAGAGCGAACUGCAAGUUUGUGGCGACGGGAAGGGACACGGCGUGUGUUAAGGUGUUGCGCGAUAUCGAGAUAGGUGAAGAAAUCACCUGCUUCUACGGAGAAGAUUUCUUUGGUGAUAGCAACUGUUACUGCGAGUGUGAGACUUGCGAGAGGCGAAGAACCGGUGCUUUUGCGAGCCAGAAGCCGGGCGAGGAGUUAUCGUCUGGUUAUCGUUUGAGAGAAACAGACAAUCGAAUCAAUCGAACCAAGCAUCGACAGCAGCCAUUGAACAGGAAUAAGCAGCAAGCCGAUACCGCUCUCACCGAGCGAAACACGGUUCUUGUCGGAAAUGCGGCAGUCGCGCCGCAGUCACUCAGUAUGAAAGAGUUGCGGCGCAAAGGGCUCACAAAGUAUGAUGCCGAGCUGCUGAUCGCGCAAGGCUGUCGUUUCUCGGAUAUCAAUCAGCAGCAGCCGGUGAUCAAUAACGGCGAGAAUGUGCUACAAACUCGAGCUCAUCCUUCCAUGAUCACAACUUCCGUCACGAGGAGUCUCCGUAACAAACAAAUGUGCAAGUUCGACAGCAAUUCUGGUGACGGAAACACCAUCAAGAAUACUCAGUCGCUCAGAGCGUCCAGACUUCACAAGAGAACGGAGUCAAAGAAAGGGAAAGUCGGUAUAAAGUCUGCAUCGUCCUGUCUUAGUAAUCCCAUUGUGAAAGACACGGAAGUGGUAGAUAUCGGUCAUCGAAAGGAAGACUCUGAUAGAGUACCAGUGCACAAGGAGAAUUUGUAUUCGCGACUGCAAAAGCAUCAUCUGCCGAACGCAUCGCAGGUAGAUCGCGAUUUCUGCGUGAAACAAUCACGGCAGCGUACCGUGGUAAAGGAAUCAAACGAGGACGCCUGUCCGCUGCGACUGAUGGAGGUUCAAAACCUCGGUGAAUCGAACGGUGAUAACGACCCGGUGGAAGACGAACGGGGAAUACCGAAUCUCACCGCAGAGGUCGAGCCUGAGACAGUAGAUAACGUUAAUUCUUCCAAUUACAAAAAGGGACAUUAUAGUACAAACGCCUGUGAUUCAAUCCGAUUAAGUUCCACGUCUCAAAUCCAUGUACAACAACGCUUACAUACCGUAGAAUUGAUUCCCGAGGAUACGAAUUGUCGUUCGAGGGACUACCAUCAUUCUUCAUCGCCCGUUCGGCAUAAGGAAGGCAUGAACGAUCCUUGUGACGUGGCUGAACAGGUGAAUUGCGUUAACAAACGUUCUAAAUCCCAUGGUAAGCGACUUUCUUCGACGGACGAGCGAGACGAUCGCAAGACGCCGAACGAGGAGUCGUCUUAUGAAUUUGAAGAUGACGAUUUGUCGGUUGAGGAAAAGAAAAGGCUAACGUUGCAGGCUGAUUUCCGAGAGAGUGACAUUUUACACGAAACGAGCUCUCGGUCGGAUGACGAAUGUUACGAUUUAAACUCCGCGAAAGUAAUCGUGGUGCAAAAGUAUGAUAUAGAAAAGGAAGUGGAGAGUGAAGGCUCCGAGAGUCCGAUCGCCAUCGACGCAUCGGUGGCGAGUCGCUCAAACAGUGUAGAGUUUUGUGGAUUGAACUCUGAAGGAAUUUUAGAGACAGAAGCUAAUACCGAAAACGUUUUAAAAUGUUAUACAGUUUUGAACCAGGAGGAAGAAGAGAAUAUUGUGACGAAAAGUGAUGCGUAUGUCGAGCCUGACGUAAAAUCCGGGAUGACGAUGUUAUGCGCGACGGAAAUGGACUCCAGAAUAAAUGUUACGGAAGGAAAUAACGCGACGGUCUUUAGUAACAUACAGAUUACGAACUAUCAUAACGAUAUAGCUGGUCACACGAAUUUGGAGGAUCCCGCGUUAAAGAGAUCUAGACGAAAAGAUCUCGCUUUAGACGCGUGUUUGAAGUCGUCUCGCAAGUUGCAAAAGAGGCUCUCGAGCGCCAAGUCCAAGUUUGGAAUUUUAAUGGAAGGUGGGAGGGAAGAUUCAAAGGGUCAUGGCAAGAGGAAGAACAAGAACAAAUCUACAAAGAGUCAGAGGAGAGAUCGGCAGAGAUCGGCGACAGCCGAGAUAGGGGAGGCUGAUGACGAUUCAGGCAUCCAGGGCGAUAUCUAUGAGUUUAGUGAGAAAGAGAGCAAUCUGGAAGAUAUUGGCAUAUUGAUAAGACGCGGCAAACACGAAUCUCGCCACGCAUCUUCCUCCUCAAUAGUGGUGUCACCGGUACAGGAGAUGCAAUGCAAUGACGAGUACAAUAAAGCCGAACCGCCAGUGCUGAUCCCGGAGGAACCGUGGCCUCCAUCCGUGGCUCAGAGUGAAUCUGGCGCGGAAUCCAAUAGUGGUCUUCAGACGAGAGGAAACUGUGAUGUCGAAAGGAGUUUGGAGCGAUUGACAGCUUAUGAAAAUAAUGGCAGUACGCGAAAAUCAAGCACAACCUCGUCCGAGUGCCAAUGGCGAACGAGCAAUUCGAGCGAUUGUCGAGUUUGCCCUGUCACACCGGAGAGGACCGGUGGACUGAAGCUGACCUUGCGCAUGAAACGGUCGCCGGUGCUAGACGAUAUCGUAGAGUCUGGCACCAGCGGCCUGAGUGAGGACAGCUACGAGCCAGAGUAUGAGGUGUUGCGCGUCGAGGGACUGGAGAGGCGCAAACGCCGAAAGAAGCACAAGAGCAGGGAUCGCGAGAGACGGCAUAAGAAAUCGCGCGAAUUGAACCUCGACCCGCCGCCACCGCCCAUGAAAAGAUUACGCUUGAUUCUCGGCAACGAGACACGCACCAUCGAUUUAACGCACUCUUAACAGCUAUAAUACCACCUGCCUCCGUUCCCUCGACUUGUCCCCUCCCCCUCAUCGUCAUGACGCGCGUAUGAUAUCGAUUUCAUUAUAAUACAUAUAGACUAUCUUUUUAAUUAACGUAAUUAAAAACGAAAAAUCCAGAAAGUUAGGCCUCCUCGUCCUAUGACAUGUGACAGCGAGUUCAUAUCGAACUUGAAGAUACUUUUCACAGAUUAAACUUGAUUUAGUGAUAGAACAAGCAUUGCUACAGUUUCUCCCUAUCUCUCUCAUUCUUUUUCAUCUCUCUGUCUCUAUCUCUCUUGUAGUUUCCAUUAUUUAAAUCUUUUAACAGUUAUAUGUCUUAUUCUUGUAAUAACAACGAAUCUCUGAGGGCCUAUGGAGAUGUCGUAAGUGACAAAACGCGUAGGUGGAAGAAGUUUUAGCUCAUGCACGUAAAUGUUUCUCCCAUGUAGAGUCAAAUACCGCGUACAAAUCAGAGCUAUAGUACGUGAAUACUUAUCCGUGAAUACUAAGCCUCGUAUAGUUUCAUAGAGAUUAAUGAAGUGCUUUAGCUAUACUGAAGAAAUAAUUCCACUUAAUAAUUUAAUUAGAGCCAAGUUAAACAUAUAAUUUUGGGAAAAUUUUCCAUUUUUAAUAUGGGCGUACCUAGGAUUUCAAUAAAAAAGGGCCAAAAUUCAUCUUCAUACAAAAUUGAUUGAUUCUUAUAUUGAGGUUAAGUUUUCUUUAGCGAACUUUCUUAAUACUUCCCCAGAUAUCAAGUUUCUCGCAUGUUGCUAUCAAUUUGAUAAAAAUGCGUUGCUAAGUUGUCAUCUUUUUUGAGGAAAGCGGCUUCCGAUUCUGUUUAAGAUAUUGCCAGCAACGCAUACCGUGUAUGCAACUUUAUACCAAAUUACUGGAAAUUUUAUAUUAAUAAGUUCUAUACCCUGUUUCUCUUCAGUUGCCUGGGAAACAGUUUCCUUUUUGUUGCUUUUAGGUUGCUCUAUACGAAGGGAUUAACAUCUUCAUUAUAUCUUCACUAUAGCAACGUGAUUGCAACCAAACGAAAAUUUGUAGUAAAUAUAUAUUUCUCUUUAUGUGCCAGGAAUGCAUUGCUAUCUGGGUCUUUUUUAUCGCUAGCACCAUUUUUCUACGUACACUUAGUAUGCAUAGUUUGUUGACGCAAUUUUCUAAUUGUUAACAGCAAUUAGAUUUUCAGCCUUUGCAAUGUACUGAAAGACUUUUUAAUGGUACUCAUUGUACACAAUGGUAUUCUUUGAGCUAAGGAAAUGGGCAGGGCAUGCAGGAAGAAAGUUUCAAUUUCUUCUAAUAUCUCUGUUAGUUCCAAUAUUUUUUAAAGUAAGUUUUUCUCUUUUAAAGUUUAAUCCUUCUUUGGGAAUAAAACGUUGGCCAAGGAGUAUUUAUUUUUUCAUAAAAAUCAUUUUAAUUUAAUUUUCUCCUCGCCAAAAUUUAGGGAAAGGGUGGCAAACAUUCCUCCCUGCCUCUCCUUUGCGUACGCUCAUAAUUCUUAAUAUCGGAUCACAUUUAAUUUUCAAAAAGCCUUACUCUUUUCUUUUCACAUUUUUUUUCUCUAACUAACCAUUUGGACAAACUAUAUUGUAUAUGCAAGAUUGUAUCGAUCUUGGACUUCGUGAGAUAAACGUAGUCAAAUUAAAUCUUACAAAUUGUAUUUUAGUUUCGAAUCGCUACUUUCCAAAGUAUUUCAGAACGGAGAAGGACGAAGGAGGAGGAUCCCUAUACUUAUACUAUGUAUAAUAAUAAUAAUCUAAUUGAUUAAAAAAGAUUUAGCUAAAUAUUAGGUAGCACUUAUAAUCGCUAUUCUCGAACGAAGGGUCAAAAAUAUCAUGUGGAGAACAUUGUAAAUAGUGCUUAUACAUAUAUUAUAAGAAGUUUAUAUAUAUAUAUAUUAACGUAUAUAUAUAUACAAAUAUAAAUAUAUAUAUAUACACAUAUAUAUAUAUAUAUAUAUAUAUAUAUAUAUAUAUAUAUAUUCUGAUUUUUGGUGUAUUACAAUGUCUUUCAAUGCGAAUCGCAGGCAGGCACCGCAUUGCAUAUACCAUUGUAUACGGAAUACACCGGUCACACGAUACUGUAGUAAUAAAAUAUUAUAAGAAAGAGGGUUUCAUUCGCGGCAACGUUUUCGUUAUAUAACACGCCGUUAGAAUAUCAGAAUCCACAUCGCAAAUGAGGGGAUGAAACGCGCCCUUGCGCAUGAGAUCAUCUGUUUCACAUUACUUUUGUUACAGACGAAACUGCGAUACAUAAGAAUUGGAAAAAUAAAACUUGUGUUGUUUAAAAUUUUUUCGAUAUCAAAUUAAAAAUUUAUUUGAUGUACAAUUUUAUUCUGCAUCAAAUAAAUUAUCAAGUUUUUUUUUCUAAUUUAAUAACGAAAAAAUGCAGAAUACGAGUUUUAUUUUUGUCAAGUUGAAAAGAUAAUAAUAUCGCAUUCAAAAGUUUCACUAACGAGAUUUUUUCACAGGGUAAUUUAAUCGAAAUUGAUCUCCAGUGUUUAAAAAAAAUUGAAAAAACAAUAUUACUUUAUGUCUAAUUUGAUUUCUUACUUUAUUGGAACACUUAUUUGGUAGAAAUCAUUGAAAUUUUCAAAAUCUGAAAUGUGAUAUUGCGUAAUUUGGAAGAUGUCCCAUAUAAAGUAAAAGAGCGACGCACACGACGACACUUGUUUAUUAUAUUCUGAGAUUUAAAAUGCCGAUUUUAUUUGAUGAAUGGGCCGUUACUGUUCAACGCCGAUCAUAGUUGUUUUUAAUAUAAAAAUUGUUUUUAAUAUAAGAAUAAGCGUUUAACAAAUAAUAAAAGAGAAAAUUCUUGUUACGUAUCAAGCGAACUAUAGAGAAUCACGAGAAACGAUUUUCUAUUGUGUCAUAUAGCGAUGAAAAACUGCAAAGAAUACAAUAGGUAUUGUGCGGUUCAUUGAUUUUUGUUCUAGAGAAAAUUGCUUGAGUGUAAAACACACAGUGGUAUAGAAAAAUUAUUUGUAUAUUGAUUGUACAUUGAAUUGUACAUUUAAUGAUAACUGAUUAGUCGGACAAAGAUAAUGAAAGUGCGGGAAAAUUAAAUUAAUUUUAAUCAAUAUUGACCAUAUAAAUGGCUUUUUUAAUUAAUGUGUAUUAUUUCACUAAAUUUCUGAAUGAACAAUUCUCAUUGAAUAUAGUUUUUUUCUUAAGAAAAAAAGACUAUACAGUUAUAAUGUUCAUAGAUCUUAAAAAAGAGAUAUUAAUCUCUCUCUUACUCCUUUUUCCUCUAUACAUUUUAUAUAAAUAUAUCUGAAAAAUAAAUUCUAAAAAAAUAAAUCCAUUAAAUCACAAUUUUUUAAUGAUCCUUGUAAUUUUAAUAAUCCUUUGUUAACGUUGCGUGAUCAUAACGGCCCAUUUCGAGAUAUUUUCUACGAAAUACGCCCGAGAGAAGAUUUUCACUCGAUUUUCCCUUUUACUCACUAUUUGCAGAUGAUUAUGCGAGUCAUUACGUGAUCGACUCAAAAUGGUUUUUUUUUUUACAAGAGAAGAGAAAGAAAAAAGGAAACGGAUAUCCCGGAUAUAUAGAAAUUUCUAGAAACGCUCUUUUUUUAUGCACAACAAAAGUUUUGCGUCGUAACAUUUAGUUCUCGAACCACAGCAAUACAUCAUUGUGUUUGAGUUUUUCCUUUUAAUUCGUCGCAUGCGACGCUUUCUCCCCUAUUCGUUAUCGGCAGAAUUUUUGUCUCACUGCCAUUAGGAGAAUGAUGUUAAUUCGUACGUUUCGAUUAAUCGCUCGUGAGAGUAAGAAGGAUAAGAAAAUUGCAAGUUGCACCCCUCUGUGCUGCAAACGAUCAUUGUUAUAGACAAAUUUCGUGUAUGUAUCGAGGAGGAUGAUAUUUUGUUUCUCCUCCGAGAGCCGCGCGACGAAGAAGAAAGAAGAAGGAGGAAAGCGAAUUUCUUUUCUUUCGUAGAAAACUCACGGCCGCCCGUGGCGCGUACAUUGUAAUUAUACAUAAUACCUUAUUUGUUGAGCAACAAAUAUAUAGAAAUGUACAUUGUCAUUAUUAUUUUCUACGGAUUAAGGAACCAUAAUAAAUGAAGCGCAUAAACGUAA